Macroventuria anomochaeta is the source of this 2514-nucleotide messenger RNA. Its product is annotated as TFIIH basal transcription factor complex helicase-like protein subunit. The record is from RefSeq and is a predicted model, not a curated record. The transcript has 2 exons. Gene Ontology annotation, biological process: nucleotide-excision repair; transcription by RNA polymerase II; positive regulation of mitotic recombination. Gene Ontology annotation, cellular component: nucleus. Gene Ontology annotation, molecular function: DNA helicase activity; damaged DNA binding; hydrolase activity, acting on acid anhydrides, in phosphorus-containing anhydrides. Bases 40 to 2442 code for a protein of 800 amino acids. NCBI's taxonomy places the organism in Eukaryota, Fungi, Ascomycota, Dothideomycetes, Pleosporales, Didymellaceae.
UCCAUCGCCACGACAGCUUCCGCGCGGGCGGUCGUCAGCAUGAAGUUCUUCAUAGAUAACCUCCCGGUGCUCUUCCCGUACCCCCGGGUCUACCCAGAGCAGUAUGCCUACAUGUGCGAUCUUAAGCGCACCCUGGACCAGGGCGGGCACUGCGUUCUGGAGAUGCCUUCAGGCACAGGUAAAACUGUGUCUUUGCUUUCCCUCAUCAUAGCCUACCAGCAGUUCUAUCCGGAGAAGCGGAAGCUCAUUUACUGCUCUCGAACCAUGUCCGAGAUCGAGAAGGCGCUAGCCGAGCUGAAAGCACUGAUGAAAUAUCGCACGCAAGAGCUAGGCCGCGAAGAAGAAUUCCGCGGGCUCGGCCUCACCAGUCGGAAGAACCUCUGUCUGCAUCCGAGCGUCAAGCGCGAAAAGAGUGGCAAUGUUGUCGAUGCGCGGUGUCGCAGUCUCACAGCAGGCUUCGUGAAAGAGAAGAAGGAGCGUGGCGAGGAUGUCGAACUAUGCGUGUACCACGACAACCUAGAUCUUCUGGAGCCACACAACCUGAUACCACCUGGCGUUUUUACAUUCGAUGGGUUACUGAAGUACGGUGAGCAGCAGAAGCAGUGCCCUUACUUCACAGCACGCCGGAUGAUGCCCUACUGCAACGUCAUCAUCUACUCGUACCACUAUUUGCUGGACCCGAAGAUCGCAGAUCGCGUAUCGAAAGAGCUUUCGAAGGACUGCAUCGUCGUCUUUGACGAGGCUCACAACAUCGACAACGUAUGUAUUGAGUCGUUGAGUAUCGACUUGACAGAAGAUGUAUUGCGCAAAGCUACAAAGGGAGUCAACAAUCUAGACCGAAAGAUCACCGAGAUGAAGACUACCGAUGCAGAGAAGCUUCAAAACGAAUAUGCAAAACUUGUUGAAGGGUUACGUACAGCAGAAGAAGCUCGCACAGAAGACGCCUUCAUGGCGAACCCGGCAUUACCGGACGACUUGCUCACCGAAGCAGUACCAGGCAAUAUUCGGCGAGCAGAGCACUUUGUCGCGUUCCUCAAACGCUUCAUUGAGUAUCUCAAGAUUCGAAUGCGCGUUGUACAAGUCAUUUCAGAAACACCUCCCUCUUUCCUCGAAUCUCUUAAGAACGCCUCUUUCAUCGAACGCAAACCACUACGCUUCUGCGCUGAGCGCUUGACCUCGCUCGUACGCACACUGGAACUCACAAACAUCGAGGACUACCAGCCACUUCAAGAUGUCGCGACAUUUGCUACCCUUAUCGCAACAUACGAAACCGGGUUCCUUCUCAUCAUCGAACCCUUCGAAUCGGCAACCGCCCAAGUACCCAACCCAGUACUUCACUUGACCUGCCUUGAUGCUGCAAUUGCCAUCAAGCCCGUCUUUGAGCGCUUCUAUUCUGUCAUCGUUACAUCUGGAACGAUGUCUCCUCUGGACAUGUAUCCUCGAAUGCUCAACUUCAACACCGUCGUGCAAGAGUCGUUCACCAUGACACUUACACGCAAGUCAUUCCUUCCCAUGAUCGUCGACCGCGGCAGCGAUCAAAACCAGAUCACAUCCGGCUUUGAGCACCGUGGCGACAUCCAAGUACAACGUAACUUCGGCAACCUUCUCAUCGAAUUCUGCAAGCUCACACCCGACGGCGUCGUCGUCUUCUUCCCCUCCUACCUCUACAUGGAGCACAUCAUCUCUGCCUGGCAAGGCAUGGAAAUCCUCGAUACAGUCUGGAAAUACAAGCUCAUCCUCGUCGAAACGCCCGAUGCGCAAGAAACAGCACUUGCGCUCGAGACCUUCAGAACUGCAUGCAACAACGGCCGUGGGGCGGUCCUACUCUGUGUCGCACGUGGCAAGGUCUCCGAGGGUAUCGAUUUCGACCACCACUACGGGCGCACUGUGCUCUGCAUGGGUGUCCCCUUCCAGUACACCGAAUCCCGUAUUCUCAAGGCGCGUCUGGAAUUCCUGCGCGAAACGUACCGCAUCAAAGAACAAGACUUUCUCUCCUUCGACGCCAUGCGGCACGCCGCGCAAUGUUUGGGUCGUGUCAUCCGCGGUAAAGACGACUACGGCAUCAUGGUACUGGCAGACAAACGCUUCAACAAAAAGAUCACGCAGCUGCCGAAGUGGAUUCAGCAGGGUCUAGAUCAGAAGAGCACGAAGCUGAGUGUCGAUCAGGCGGUCGGCACGGCGAAGCAGUUCUUGCGCGAUAUGAGUGUGCCGUUAAGUAGGCAGCAGGCGGAGGGUUAUUCGAGCUGGGGUAUUGAGGAGUUGAAGGCGCAUCAGAAGAAGAAAGGCGAAUUGGGGAUUAGUGGGACGGAUUACACUGCGCUGCGAGCUCUGGAAGGAAGGGCAGCGGCUGAGCAUAUGGAUGAGGGCGACGGGUUUGGGGAAGGGUUGAAGGAAGAUGAAUUUGGUGGGCAGGAUAUGGACGAUGUCAUGGCUGAUCUGUAGUUUAGAGUUACGGAUAGCGCAUUUGAGGUGUUUAUGAGGCAUGGGGAGCAGGGAUACAAUACGAUAUCGGAC